GUUACCUGGAUGGGAUCAGCUUCCUUCUCUUUAGAAGCAGCAUCACCCCUGUCAAACCAAGGUCAAGGGCUCCAGGGCCUGUGGCUUCCUGGCAUGGAGUCAACUCUGGGAGUGGGCAUCGUGGUGGCCGAAACUCUACAGAGGCAGCUGCCCUGGCUGGAAGACGUCUGGCUCUGGGUCACCUUCCUGGGUGACCCCAAAUGCAUCUUUUUUUUCUACUUCCCCUUGGCCUACUAUGCCUGUCGCCAUGUGGGCAUUUCUGUGUUCUGGAUCGCCUUGCUCUCGGAGUGGCUCAACCUCAUCUCUAAGUGGUUCCUUUUUGGAGAGCGGCCCUUUUGGUGGGUUCAUGAAUCUGGAUACUAUAAUGAAGCACCCGCCCAAGUUCAUCAGUUCCCUGUAUCCUGUGAAACUGGGCCAGGUAGUCCCUCGGGUCACUGCAUGAUCACAGGAGCUGCCCUCUGGCCCAUCAUGAUUGCCACCUCAAGCCAGAUUGCAAAACGAAAUCGCAGCUGCUGGAUGAAGCUGAUGCCCAGCCUGGCUUAUAGCACAUUCCUCUUGGCAAUUGGACUCUCCCGCAUCUUCAUCCUUGCACAUUUCCCUCACCAGGUGCUGGGUGGCCUGAUAGCUGGUGCUCUCCUGGGAUGGCUGAUGACUCCGCGUGUGCCUGUUGAUUGGCCAGUCAGCUUUUAUGGGUUGACAGCAUUGGCACUCCUGCUGGGUGCCAGCCUCAUUUACUGGAGCCUCAUCUCCCUGGGAGUAGACCUGACGUGGUCCAUUCACUUGGCUUCCAAGUGGUGUGAGCGUCCAGAGUGGGUACACAUGGAAACUCGGCCUUUUGCUUCCCUAAGUCGGGAUUCUGGAGCCGCCCUGGGCCUGGGCAUUGCCUUACACUCACCCUGCUAUGCUCAAAUGACUUCUACCUCCCGCCAAGGAGGCCUCACUCAUCACUGGAAGAGACCUCUCCUGUUCACUACCCACUCACCCCUGCCCCCAACUGCCAUUGUGACUGCUGCUUGCUCCUGCCUAAGAUGAAGGCUUCCUUCCACUUGACUCCUGUGGAGACUCUUCUGUGCUCCCAACGUGCCUGUCCCACCCCGAUCACUUGAUCUUAGCCUCAGAGAAGGGUAUGUCUACCUGGAAGGGGACUGGCCCUGUCAACCUUUCCCUUUCCUCACUUUGUUGAAACCCUACCCUUUCCCCCUCUCCCAAAACUUUGCAUUUUUUAAAAGCAUUGGAAAUAAAAGGCACAAAAGAACUUCUAGUACUGUGAGGGGCCGAUCCACAGAGGCCCCAGAAGUCCAGUAGCAGUUCUGUGCUUUUGUUCUGCAUUUGUGAAGUUCAGAAAGGAGCCAAGCUUAGCCCUUGGUUCUCCUCUUCUGCUCCAUGUGGAGGGGAUAGCUACCUACCCACAGCCAAGCCAGGCAAGUGCUUUGGACUCAGAAUGAGUUACCUUCAUUUACCCCUUCCCUCCUCUGCAAUUAAAGAAUGGGGAAAUUAAAUUAAAUUAAGGACAUUCCC
Messenger RNA from Vombatus ursinus (common wombat), 1518 nucleotides. It is a transcript of the gene G6PC3, whose product is annotated as glucose-6-phosphatase catalytic subunit 3. Gene Ontology annotation, molecular function: glucose-6-phosphatase activity. Lineage: Eukaryota; Metazoa; Chordata; Mammalia; Diprotodontia; Vombatidae. The record is from RefSeq and is a predicted model, not a curated record. Gene Ontology annotation, cellular component: membrane. The transcript has 8 exons. Bases 10 to 1032 code for a protein of 340 amino acids. Gene Ontology annotation, biological process: glucose 6-phosphate metabolic process; gluconeogenesis.